CGCCCCUGGUGCCUCGCCCGCCUGGUCCGCCCCGAGCACGGGGAGAUCACCUCCACCCGUCACCUCCUCCUCCCCUCGUCCAGGUCCACCCGGGGCUCCCUCCCCCGGGCCGCCCCCGAACACGAAGUUGGCGGGAGCCUAUAAAAGCCGGUGACGGCGCGACCCGCGGACACACCGUGCAGGCGCCCGAGCAGCCACUGCUAGACCCGCGCCAACUCCUGCCCUGCCCAGACCAGCGGCGCGACCAUGGCCCAUCACUGGGGAUACGGCAAGCACAACGAGGGUCACCAGGAACUCGGUUUUAUCAUGGCCACUGACCUGGGCUCUCCAGAGCCAGCAGAUGCAAGAGAAAGAUGUGUCUGGCGCACCUUUCGCAUCUAGAGGACCGGAGCACUGGCAUAAGGACUUCCCCAUUGCCAAAGGAGAGCGCCAGUCCCCUAUUGACAUCGACACCAAAGCAGCCAUUCACGAUCCUGGCCUGAAGUCUUUGUUUCCUUCCUACGAGCAAGCGGUUUCUCGGAGGAUCAUCAACAACGGUCACUCUUUCAACGUGGAAUUUGAUGACUCCCAGGACAAAGCAGUGCUGAAAGGAGGACCCCUCACUGGCACAUACAGAUUGAUUCAGUUUCACUUUCACUGGGGUUCGUCUGAUGGUCAAGGAUCUGAGCAUACUGUGGAUAAAAAGAAAUAUGCUGCAGAGCUUCACUUGGUUCAUUGGAACACCAAAUAUGGGGAUUUUGGAAAAGCUGUGCAGCAACCUGAUGGACUGGCUGUUUUGGGUAUUUUUUUAAAGAUUGGUGAUGCCAAGCCGGGCCUACAAAAAGUCCUUGAUGCACUGGAUUCCAUUAAAACAAAGGGUAAGAGUGCUGACUUCGCUAACUUUGACCCUCGUGUCCUCCUUCCGGAAAGCUUGGACUACUGGACCUACCCAGGCUCCUUGACCACUCCUCCUCUUCUGGAAUGUGUGACCUGGAUCGUGCUCAAGGAGCCCAUCAGCGUUAGCAGUGAGCAGAUGCUGAAAUUCCGUAAGCUUAAUUUCAAUAAGGAGGGCGAACCAGAAGAACUGAUGGUUGACAACUGGCGCCCAGCUCAGCCGCUGAACAACAGAAAAAUUGCUUCCUUCAAAUAAGAUGAUCCCGGAGCCCAGGACCAAAGAACGGACCUCUGGGUUUCCCUUUAGCUAAGCACAAAUCUACCUUGUUGAAUUGGACCUUGGCUGCUUUGCAUCUGGUUUUCUAGACCUUUCAUUUCUCACCUUAUGUGCUUAUUAGUAAAAUGUGAAGAACCUGA
Molecule: messenger RNA, 1290 nt
Organism: Panthera uncia (snow leopard)
Lineage: Eukaryota; Metazoa; Chordata; Mammalia; Carnivora; Felidae
Gene: CA2
Product: carbonic anhydrase 2
Exons: 8
Coding region: 341-1129 (262 amino acids)
Cellular component (GO): cytoplasm
Molecular function (GO): zinc ion binding; carbonate dehydratase activity
Source: RefSeq, a predicted model, not a curated record